This is a messenger RNA of Protobothrops mucrosquamatus (brown spotted pit viper), 1441 nucleotides long. RefSeq names its product general transcription factor IIIC subunit 5 (gene GTF3C5). Gene Ontology annotation, biological process: transcription initiation at RNA polymerase III promoter. Bases 100 to 1398 code for a protein of 432 amino acids. The transcript is spliced from 10 exons. The record is from RefSeq and is a predicted model, not a curated record. Gene Ontology annotation, cellular component: transcription factor TFIIIC complex. Lineage: Eukaryota; Metazoa; Chordata; Lepidosauria; Squamata; Viperidae.
UAGAUCUAUGCCGAUCCCAGCAAAAGACUGGAGCUGUAUUUCCGUCCCAAAGACCCCUAUUGUCACCCAGUGUGUGCCAAUCGCUUCCCUACCUCUUCCAUGCUGCUUAAAGUGAAAAAGAAAACGAGGCGGAAACGGACAGAGGAAGGAGGCCUAGAAGAACAAACCAACUUUGAAGUGGAGAUACUUGGUGUCAUUUCCACCCUUUAUAAAUUUCAAGGUAUGUCCGAUUUCCAGUAUUUGGUAAUGCAUUCAGAGCCGGACGGUAAACAAACAUCCAUGUAUGACAAAGUCUUGAUGCUCAAGCCAGAAAAAGAAGAUUUUUUUAUGAACGAGCUACCACUUUAUAUUCCUCCACCCAUUUUCUCACGCCUGGACACUCCGAUUGAUUAUUACUAUCGGCCAGAUGUGCAUCAUAGGGAAGGCUAUCGCAACCCUCCCCUGUCUAGCGAGAACCUGAUCGGCCUCAGCCGGGCGCGCCGUCCUCACAACGCCAUCUUUGUCAACUUUGAAGAAGAAGAGGUCCCCUCCAAGCCGCUGGAGGCGGCCGUGCAGACUUGGAAAAAAGUCUGCAGCAACGCGGUGGAUCACCAAGUAGAAGGGGAACUGAAGAAACUUUUUGAACUGCGUCCUGUCUGGUCCCGCAACGCGGUGAAAGCCAACAUCAGCGUUCACCCCGACAAGCUGAAACUGCUCCUACCCUAUUUAGCUUAUUACAUGCUCACGGGACCCUGGAGAAGCCUCUGGGUUCGUUUUGGGUACGACCCCAGGAAGCACCCGGAAGCAAAGAUUUACCAGGUCCUGGAUUUCAGAAUUCGCUGCGGCAUGAAAUACGGGUAUGCCCCAAAUGACAUGCCGGUGAAGGCCAAACGCAGCACCUACAACUACAGUCUGCCUAUUACUUUAAAAAAACCAGGAAAUCACGGCCUGGGCAUCCAAGACUUAAAACAGGGGCUCAGCACAUCUGGAACAUCUGGUGCAAAAUCACCAGUUGUGAGCAAAUACAAACUUAAGGAUUCCAUUUACACCUUUGAGGAAGGGUCGCUGCCCCCUUAUCGACAGAUGUUCUACCAGCUGUGCGAUUUGAAAGUGGAAAGCUUGCAGAAGAUCAUCCAUCGAAAUGACGACACGGAGACGGCUUGCACGGAGCGGGACGGCUGGUGCCUUCCGAAGACCAACGAUGAGUUGAGGGACACCAUGUCACUGAUGAUACGGCAGAUAAUCCGAUCCCAAAGGCCAGCUCUGUUCAGAAACCCUGGUUCCAGUGCCACGGGAGGCAAAGAGCAACUGACUUUUGAAUCUGGAGAAGAGGAGGAGGAGGAGGAGGAAGAAGAGGUUUUCAAGCCUUCGGAUGGGAGCGAAAAUGAAAUGGAGACCGAAAUUCUUGACUACGUCUAAUGCCACGGGGCUGGUGGGCUGGACUGGAUCUUGGCGGAGGGAU